Messenger RNA from Camponotus floridanus (Florida carpenter ant), 1107 nucleotides. RefSeq names its product succinate dehydrogenase [ubiquinone] iron-sulfur subunit. Gene Ontology annotation, molecular function: iron-sulfur cluster binding; electron transfer activity. Gene Ontology annotation, biological process: respiratory electron transport chain; tricarboxylic acid cycle; aerobic respiration. The transcript is spliced from 5 exons. NCBI's taxonomy places the organism in Eukaryota, Metazoa, Arthropoda, Insecta, Hymenoptera, Formicidae. Gene Ontology annotation, cellular component: mitochondrial membrane. The record is from RefSeq and is a predicted model, not a curated record. Bases 1 to 975 code for a protein of 324 amino acids.
AUGAAUCACGGCGGAUUCGUGAGCCGGUUUUGCGGAUUCGCGCGUCGAUUUCGCGGAUCGAGGUUGUCAUCGACCUCAGCCAAUAAGAUUCCUCCACAGUCCGAGGUAGAAGCGGCUAUAGCGGCCGACAUCGCGGGUGUCGCAGCAUGCAAAACGUCUCCAACAGCGGCAAAGCUUGCACCGAGACUACAAAUUGUCCGUGUCUACCGAUGGAAUCCAGAAACACCAAAUGUAAAGCCAUACAUGCAGCAAUUCAGCGUGGAUCUGAACAAAUGCGGCACAAUGGUGCUAGAUGUGCUGGAAUUGAUCAAGGCGCAGCACGAUCCGACAUUGUCCUAUCGGAGAUCUUGUCGGGAGGGCAUCUGCGGAUGUUGCGCGAUGAAUAUAGACGGUGUCAAUACCUUGGCUUGCAUAACAAAAGUAAAAGAAUCUCCGCAACCGCUGGUAAUCUAUCCUCUGCCACAUGCGUACGUGAUCCGGGACUUGGUGCCGGACAUGGAACAGUUCUUGGAACAAUUUCGGCAAAUUGAUCCGUAUUUAAAGCGGCCGGGCGAGGACAAUUUCCUCGGUAUGCGACAAAUCUUGCAGAGUCCGAGGGAUAGGAGUAAACUUGAUGGCUUGUACGAAUGCAUAAUGUGCGCGUGUUGCACGUAUUCCUGUCCCCCUUAUUGGUGGCUGGGUGAUAAAUAUCUGGGACCUGCAGUUCUAUUGCAGGCAUAUAGAUGGGUGAUAGAUUCACGAGAUAUGGCACAUAAAGAGAGACUGGCAAAGCUACGAGAUUUUUAUUCGGUUUAUCGAUGCAAGACGAUUUUCAAUUGCACCAAGACAUGCCCGAAGGGUUUAAAUCCGGGAAAAGCGAUAGCGCAGCUGAAACGUCUACUAGCAGGACUUAUGAACAAAGAGAAACCAGAUCUCGAGACAACACUUCCAAAUCCCUGCCAUGGUGAAGAGCAAUAUCCCUGCAGAAAGGAGUAAAAAAUAAAUAAAUAAUUAGAGACAUUUGUUCGUUCUCUUUAUUGUAUAAUGCUAUCUAUUAUUUUGAAUAAAGAUGCUCCCAUUUUUAUAACGCGAUAAUAAAGUGCUUUACUAAAUGAAAAGUAAUAUAAA